AUGUUGGCUGCGUCGCUCCUCACGCUCGCCAGAGAUGGGCCACCGCGCUCGCUCGUACCCCUCUCGGCCGUGCUCGAGCCUGAUCCAUCACCAUCACCGACGUCAGCGGCUCGAGCCAGCCUCUCGCGGCACCGCAGGCUCGAACUUUCAUACGACAACACAAAUCCGAUCCGCCUAGCCCUGGACUUCACAUCACUGGACGCGUCUUCCGCUCCGCAGUACUCGGCGUGCUUUGCCGUGGGGGAUUGGUACCGAAGGGGCCUGCCUGCAUUCCAGCUUAGCCCUCCGGCCGAUGGCGUGCCCACCUGCGACGAUGCAAACCCGCUAGCCGCGCUCACAGAUGGCUGCUGGGGUCUCUGCAAAGCGGCGGACGUAAUCACUGCGGAAAGAAAGGCCAAGAUUGUGACGGCCGUCACUGCGGUCGCGAGCGAGAUGGGCUCCUUCUUCUCUGUCGAGAGCUCGUCGAGCAACCUCGUGUUUGGCCGCAGCAAGGGCCGGUUCCAACGCGCAUUGACGGAGAAGGGCUACACACCAACAGAGAGGUGCGCGGCCGACUGCCACUAUCUGUCCAACGUGGCGGUCGCGGAGUCGUACUGCACCACAGGCGUCGAUGCUGACGCCAUUCUCUCUGUCACACGGCCCCCAUCCAUCGCCGGUGUCCUUGGCACGGGCUCAAGCUGCGCCCCUCUCAUCAUGGGCAAACGACCCACCUGGCUUGUGAUUGCCUGGAUGGACGACUUUGACGCGGACGCCACCUCCGACCAGGCCAUGAUUGAUGCCUACCGCGGCUUCAUCCGCCACGAGAUUAUCCACGCGAUGGGCUUCAGCCACGCCUUCUUCGCGAAUGCUCGAGCCUCGGAUGGGAGCGCGAAGCAUUUGCUGCAGCUGCUACAGGUGUACGACGCCGACGGCGCCACGGACCGCGUGUACCACUUCAAGUCGACCAGCCGCACGCACGCGAUGGCCAAGGCGUACUUUGGAUGUAACGACGAGGCCGCGUGGGACGGGCUGCCGCUGAUGGGUCUUCCAGAUAUUGGGCGCAACUCGCAUUGGGACACUCGGAUCCUCCGCGACGAUGUGAUGUCAUACGGCGAAUCCGCGUUGAUCUCUUCCAUCACGCUCGCAGCGAUGGAGGACACCGGCUUCUAUCUCGCCAACUACAGCUCAGCAAACUGCAUGCAGUGGGGCUACCAGCAAGGCUGCACCUACGUUGCAUCUCGCUGCUCAGGCCCGACAUCCCACGACCAAUCGGCGAGCGCCACCUCUUCCGCCGAAUGUGACGGCGACCCGCGGUGGCGGUCCUCGCCCAGCGCUUGGUUGCGGUCCAAGUGCGACCUGGGAGACGACCCGUGCUCAACCAACAGUGGACGAGGCUACUCCUCGAGCCCGUCCCCAGUGUGCGACGCCCAGUGCUACACGCCCCUGCACAACCGCGCCGACUGCUCCGCCGGGCCGGUGGCGCCUGUCGAGUCGGCGGCGCCAAAGUCGUACGAGGAGCUUGCCGAGGAGUACAUGCAGUGGAUCUGGCUCGGCGUCCUGGUCAUGUCCGCCUUGGUGGUCGGCCUCGCCAUGAACACCUUUUGCUGCCCCGCCGGGGGCUCCAUCGCGGUCGCGGCGGUCCUCACCACAAUAAUCUUCUUGGCGGGGGCGUUGACUGCCGCCGCUGGGGCGUACGGCUACUGGGUCAACAACGACCUCGUUGCCCCCUUUGUCGGGGAGACCACCCUCAUUGUCGUCAUGGGCUUCGGGGGGCUGCUCUCAACUAUCGCGCUGUGGACCUUCAUCGGGUUUUGCUCGAAGUCGCGCUUCGUCCUCACGACGGUCUUUAUCUUUUACCUGUUGACCCUGCUGAUCGAGCUCGCCUUCGCGGGCUUGGUCGCCUACUGGGUCUACACUUUGCAGGCGGUGACUGAGGACGCGAUGACGUUGCUGGAGGGCGGCGAUGCCGAGGACGGCAAGUUUAGCGGCCGGCUCGGGGCAGACGUGCUUGCCGAGGUGGAAGGCAGCAUGUGCCGAUUCUAUCAGGAGUGCUGUCGCGACCCCCUCCUCGGCGAGGACGGCACGUGCAUCUCGUCGCACGAAGGGAGCACCGUGGAUGUGGCCGAGGCCCUGCUCGACCCGGGUUCGCCCAACUUUUGCCCUUACAUCUCGGGGUCGUCCGGGGUCAUGUCCUUCGUCCCCUCGCCCGCCGCCUGCCUCACCGCAGAGCACCUGAUCCCCGGCUUCUCCAUGGCCAGCUGCGAGACGAACUUUUGCUCGCACGGCUACGAGGGCUACGAGGAGUUCCUCGCGCAGGCGGUCGACUGGAUGAUGAACAACGGCAUCAUCAUUGGCGGCGUGUCCACCGCGGUGGUCCUGCUCCAGCUGCUCUUGGCCGUCAACGUCCUACGCCUCGCAAAGUCGCGGAUGAAGACUCGGCUCGCCAUGCGCAAGGUGGUCCCCGAGUCGCGGGGCCUCGAUCGGGAACCAAUGCCUUUCAAUCCUCCGCCCCAGCCGCAGCGAAGGCGCGCCAGGUAA
This is a messenger RNA of Emiliania huxleyi CCMP1516, 2517 nucleotides long. RefSeq lists its product as hypothetical. Lineage: Eukaryota; Haptophyta; Isochrysidales; Noelaerhabdaceae. Gene Ontology annotation, biological process: proteolysis; cell adhesion. The transcript has 2 exons. The record is from RefSeq and is a predicted model, not a curated record. Gene Ontology annotation, cellular component: cytoplasm; membrane. Gene Ontology annotation, molecular function: metalloendopeptidase activity. Bases 1 to 2517 code for a protein of 838 amino acids.